Pelmatolapia mariae (spotted tilapia) is the source of this 1251-nucleotide messenger RNA. RefSeq names its product E3 ubiquitin-protein ligase TRIM35-like. The record is from RefSeq and is a predicted model, not a curated record. Gene Ontology annotation, biological process: protein ubiquitination. Gene Ontology annotation, molecular function: protein binding; zinc ion binding; ubiquitin protein ligase activity. Gene Ontology annotation, cellular component: cytoplasm. The coding region runs from base 1 to 1251 and encodes 416 amino acids. Lineage: Eukaryota; Metazoa; Chordata; Actinopteri; Cichliformes; Cichlidae. The transcript has 2 exons.
AUGGAUGAAAAAGUUCUUGAAAAUUACCUGAGCUGCCAUGUGUGUUCAGAGACUUUCAGACAUCCUGUGUCUCUGAGCUGCAACCACAGCUUCUGUUCAAGCUGCCUGCAGAAAUUCUGGGAACAAACUAAAAACAAAAGCUGUCCCAUUUGUAAGAGAAAAUCUUCAAAGGAUCAUCCUAUUGUCAACUUUGCGCUGAAAGAACUUGCUGAUUUGUUUGCUGGAAGAAACAAAUCUGGAUCAUCUGAGACAGAAAGAGGGGAGAAGAAACUAACAGCAGUGUGCAGCAAACAUGAGGAAGUGCCUGAACUGUUCUGUGUGGACGAGCAGAGAGUUGUGUGUACAGUGUGUCAGUUUUCUCACUACCAGAGUCACAAAGUGGUUCCUGUAGAAGAAGCAGUCAGUGACCUGAAGGAGCAGCUGAAAUCUGACUUAAAGUCUCUGCAGGACAAGAGGAACAAAUACAAACAAGUGGAGGAAACAUACAAUGAAAUGAUUCAACACUCCAAGAAGCAGCUGUUGUCCACAGAGAGGCAGAUCAGAGCAGAGUUCAACAAGCUCCAGCAGUUCCUGAACGAGGAAGAGGAGUCCAAACUGGCAGCUCUGAGGGAGGAAGAGGAGCAGAAGGGGAGGACUAUCACCAGAGAGAUGAAGAUGAUUGAGGAGCAGAUCUCCUCUCUGUCAGACAGCAUCUGUGCUGUUGAAGAAGAGCUGCAGAAACACAGCGUGCCAUUCCUCAGCAGUUAUAAAGACACUCAGAGCAGAGCCAGAGCCCAGAGCUCAGUGUCAGAUCCACAGCUGGUCUCAGGAGCACUGAUAGAUGUGGCCAAACACCUGGGCAACCUGUCCUUCAGAGUGUGGGAGAAGAUGAAGGAGAAGGUCCACUUCAGUCCUGUCAUUCUGGACCCAAACACUGCAAACACCUAUCUCUAUCUGUCUGAUGAUCUGACCAGUGUGAGACGUGGAGACACAAAGCAGCAGCUUCCUCAUAAUCCAGAAAGAAACACUAAGUAUGCCUGUAUCUUUGGCUCUGAGGGCUUCAGUUCAGGGAAACACAUCUGGGAGGUGGAGACUGUGACAGUGAAGAAGAGUCUCCAGAGGAUCAGAGUCCAGCUGGACUAUGACACGGGGGAGGUGUCCUUCUUUGACCCUGAAGACAUGACUCACAUCUACACUCACAGAGACGCUUUCACUGAGAAACUCUUCCCAUAUUUCAGUAUUGGAAAGGCAGGAAAUGCAAAAACAUUUUGA